AUUGGGUCGAUGAACUGAAAACUCGAGUGUGCACGAUUGUAAUUGGACUGUAUCAUUUGUUGUGUCGUUUGUGUGUUCUCAGGAUACAAAAUGAACAAGGCAAAGUUACUAAGUGUGACAAAAACUUCUGUCACCAAAGUUUGGCAAAGAGGUCAGAAAAUGUUCUAUACAGAGAAAAAGUCUGUUGCUGAAGGAACUAUGGGGAGCAGAUGGAAGGAAAGGGAAAGCGCCCAAGAAAGUGCGUAUUUUAAUCGUGAAGAUGAACAGGCCGUUCAAAGAUUAGCUGCGAAACUUCGUCAACAAAUUGAGCCCUCUGAAGAAAUUCUCGCCCAACAAAGAAGAGGAGUGGCAGAGAUCUUGCAAAAACAUGGUGUUCAGCCCAAUCAAAGUUUGAUCGAAGACCUCGUUCGUUUCUUUCACUAGCCUUCUUCUCGGUUGCAUUACGAGUAGAAACUUGUUGACAAGAACUCUGUUUGGAAACAGUUUGAAAGUUUCUGAAUCCAGUAAAGGCCUGAAGAACCUUUCCCUAUAACUUUUUAUUCUGUUUUCAACAAGAAUACAUUACUUAUGAUGGUUUAAUGAAGCAAUUUGUUCCUAU
Messenger RNA from Galdieria sulphuraria, 598 nucleotides. RefSeq lists its product as uncharacterized. The coding region runs from base 91 to 423 and encodes 110 amino acids. Lineage: Eukaryota; Rhodophyta; Bangiophyceae; Galdieriales; Galdieriaceae. The transcript is spliced from 3 exons. The record is from RefSeq and is a predicted model, not a curated record.